AUGGGAGGAAACUGUAGUGACCCCAAGAACCAGGGGCCGGAUUUACUCAGCUCUCUCGUAAACGCUGCCUCUCGUAACACUUACGGAGAGUGUAGGGUUCUCGCCAGAUAUCGGCCUACAAACUUUAGAAAGUUCUUGGCCACUGCUAGUAAAUCUCUGUGCCUCGCUGUCCCGUGGCUUAACCCCCUGGGCCCUUUUAACAAGCCUUUAAGUAUUUUCCCUCCUUUUUCUACCCCUCAUUCUUAUAUAAGUGAUAUCAACUGUUGUAGAGGGCCCCCUACAAUUGUGUUACCAAUGCAAUUCAUCCUGGAACCCAAAACUGGACUUACAGUCGAAGCUGAAGCCUACCUUUGCAUCAGGUCAAGUUCUACUGAAUAUCCACAUCCUAUAUUUAAGGCCAUUUCCGUCUACAAAAUGAAGUUCUUGGCCACUGCUGUCAUCUUGUGCCUCGCUGUGCUGUACACUCAGGCUUUACCAGCCGAAAUGCCAUCUUCACCACUGCUGCUGAGUCGGGUGGCCAGGUCACCUCAGUUCCCUCCCCGAGACUGUGUCCCGUGCAAUUGUAAAACCAAGAUCACUCACAUUACCAUAAUCGAACAUGAAGUAAGGCCAGCAGCCACAAGGUUCGGCGGCAGCCCCCCGUGCUGCCCAUGCCCUCCACCUCCCUUCUGAUGCCGCUGCUUCUCAUGGACCGAUGACGUCAAUCUUCUCAAUAUGCUCUAGACGGAAAAUCAUAAAAAUCAAGUAAAAAACACUAAACAAACUAAAUGGUAUAUUAUUAUUGAAUGUAUUCAUAUGCAAAUAAAAUUGGUAUAAC
Molecule: messenger RNA, 817 nt
Organism: Penaeus chinensis
Lineage: Eukaryota; Metazoa; Arthropoda; Malacostraca; Decapoda; Penaeidae
Exons: 6
Coding region: 1-672 (223 amino acids)
Source: RefSeq, a predicted model, not a curated record